AUGUCUCCAGGCUCGAUACCAUAUCUCAAGCCAUUAGCACCUCUGAUUAACGAAAAGCCUGCCAAUUAUCUGCGAUUGCCCCGGGAAUUGCGAGAUCAAGUGUACACCUCCCUGCUGUCAACAAAGUAUACAACAAACAUGAGUAUCAGCAGCGGCGCUCUGCUACUUGAGCCAUUCCGUCGGCUGCACAGCACGAAUAAUCUGCAGAUCAUAGGAUCGAUUCCCGAAAAAGACAAAGCCGAAGUGAUUGCCGACACCAGCAGAAAUCUGCCAAAGAACCAAGAGCCCUUUGACCAUGUGUUCACCUGCUUUAAGGAAGCUAUCAGCAAAAAUGACUGCGGAGACUUUGCCACGUCCAUCUCGGAACUUGGAAACGCGCUCAACGAGCUGGAUGAUGCUAUAAGCCUGUACAGAGGAGAUGUCGAAACGGAGAUCAUGGCGGGGCCGUACGCCAGAUGCACCAUCUGGAACGCAUACGAGCAUAUCGAAUUUAGCGAGAAGAAGCUGGGCCAAAAAGACGUUCACACUGCCGACCAAUGA
This is a messenger RNA of Letharia columbiana, 540 nucleotides long. RefSeq lists its product as uncharacterized. Bases 1 to 540 code for a protein of 179 amino acids. The transcript has 2 exons. The record is from RefSeq and is a predicted model, not a curated record. NCBI's taxonomy places the organism in Eukaryota, Fungi, Ascomycota, Lecanoromycetes, Lecanorales, Parmeliaceae.